This is a messenger RNA of Ornithorhynchus anatinus (platypus), 898 nucleotides long. Its product is annotated as cysteine-rich secretory protein 2. NCBI's taxonomy places the organism in Eukaryota, Metazoa, Chordata, Mammalia, Monotremata, Ornithorhynchidae. Gene Ontology annotation, cellular component: extracellular region. The coding region runs from base 59 to 784 and encodes 241 amino acids. The record is from RefSeq and is a predicted model, not a curated record. The transcript has 8 exons.
CAAAUUUAGUCUUCCUAAAGACGCAGAAGGACUUGGUUAUCUUCUGAGAACCAACGCAAUGGCUUCCCUACAUUUGCUGGUGUUCUUGGCAGCUUUCCUGUAUCUAUCCUCUGGACAGGAUAUAUCUUUUUCCAAUUUGUCUACCAGUAAUUCCCAAGUACAAAACGAGAUUGUGAAUAAGCACAAUGCCCUAAGGAGACAAGUCUCUCCCCCAGCCAGCAACAUGCUAAGAAUGGAAUGGAGUCCUGAAGCGGCAAAAAAUGCUAAGGCUUGGGCAGACCAAUGCACCUUACAGCACAGUUCUCCGGAAAAGAGAGUAACCAAUACAAAUUGUGGGGAGAACCUCUUUAUGUCAAGUUCCCCCAACUCAUGGUCAAAUGCCAUACAGAGCUGGUACGAUGAGGUUAAAGAUUUUACGUAUGGUAAAGGGGCAAAAACUGCAAAUGCAGUGAUUGGCCACUACACACAGGUCGUCUGGUAUAACUCUUACCAAAUUGGAUGUUCUGCGGCCUACUGUCCGAAUCAGCCUGUUUUUAAAUACUAUAUGGUUUGUCAAUACUGUCCUGCAGGGAAUAACAGAGAAAAAAUUAACGAGCCUUACCAAAGAGGAACUCCGUGUGGCAGUUGCAAGAACGCCUGUGACAAGGGAUUGUGUACCAAUCCUUGCAAGUAUGAGAAUAAAUGGUCGAACUGUGAGGAACUGAAGAAUUCUGCUACCUGUAAUCACCCUCAAGUUAAAUCAGACUGUGAAGCCAGCUGCAAGUGCACCACUGAAAUUAAAUAACUUUCCUCCAAUGCCAUCUCUCUCUCUCCCUGGCUCUCCAAGGAGAAUGACUCAGUGGAAAAAUGUCUCAUUGGCAAUUUAGAAGAAAUUUGAGAUUAAACUGCAUUGAAAGUC